Messenger RNA from Aspergillus chevalieri, 1965 nucleotides. RefSeq lists its product as uncharacterized. The record is from RefSeq and is a predicted model, not a curated record. NCBI's taxonomy places the organism in Eukaryota, Fungi, Ascomycota, Eurotiomycetes, Eurotiales, Aspergillaceae. Bases 1 to 1965 code for a protein of 654 amino acids. The transcript has 2 exons.
AUGUGGCAUCCAGCAUGGACACCAUGCGAAAGCACUGGCGCCAGGUCCAUCAAUGGUCCCAACAGACCCGCCGUGGCCGGGUUGGCCAGAGAGAGCGCACACAAGGGGGCCGCUGAGCUCCGGCGUUCAUUCACCACCGUAGCAUGGCAGCAGAUCUUCCCAUCGGGCCCGGGGUCCCAUUACAUCCAUAUCCGCUUCCCAGAGGGCCACCCACCACCACCACUGCCCCCCGCGGACCAGGCCCAACGGGCCGUCGAUGCCAUCAUCACCGCAUGGGAUCAGGCUCGAACGGCCCAGGAACAACAGGCCGUCAUCCAGGCCGAUCGGAUCACCGAUGCUAACCCGUGGCUCCGCCGGACCGGGUGGGCACGAUACCUGGAAGGUGUGCACCCCCAGGACCUGCUCCGGCUGGCCAUUUGGAAUGCCAUGGGCCAGCUGGGCCGGCGGAGCCAGCAGACCGUGCAGCGGUGUGGAACCGGCAUUUGUAUGGAGGCGGCCCGGACCGAGGCCGGACAGACCCCAUACCGGCUGCUCCAGGCGUACAUGGAUGAAACCAGUGUCCAGAAGCAUGUGCAGGCGUGGCAGCAAGUGUUGGGCUUCAUUGCACGCACACAGGCCACCCAGGCCGGACAGGGCAUGCCGGAGUGGUGUGGUCCGCUGCCCGUGUAUGGGAUGACCGCGCGGCAGCAGCGGAAGUGGCAGAUGUUGUGGCAGCUUGCCAUGCCCACCAUGGCGAGGCCCCAACAGGCGCCCCAUCGAGCCCGGGCUCGGGCGGUCCAUAUGUUCCCCGGGGCCGGUCGGAUCCUAGAGCAGGGUGGGAACCCCGGCAGUUAUCGGGCCACAGAGGGGCGUGGGGUGAGCCCCGGAGAUCAGCCCACAGCCGGGCAUGGGGUGAGCCCCGAGCAUGUGGAAGAAGCAGAGGAGACUGGCAAUGCAGGCAGCACCGAGCCGGCAUGGAUGAUGAGCCCAAUGGAGCGUGCCUGCUUGGAGUUUUGCAUUGAGCUGCUCAACCAGCGCCACCGUGCCCAUGAAUAUGAAAGCCCCCUUGUGUGUGCCAUGGCGGUGCUCGGCUGGGGGGAGACUGGGUGGCGUGAUCCCGACAGUUACCCCCCCAUUUUAUCGCGGAUGAUCAAGCUUGCGCGGUUCAUGGUGGUGCAGAAGGCACUGUGGUUGGAUCCCCAUGUGGGGGACAUUAUUCAGAUGUGGCAGGCACAGGCUAGCACGGCGAAUGGCACAGUGAAUGGCAUGGUGAAUGGCACUCCGAAUGGCACUCCGAAUGGCACUCCAAAUGGCACACCGGCUAGCCCAAUAGCAUGGCCGUUGGCCAGUGCAGAUGCCCAACUGGCCGAUAUCGAUGAGGGCUGUGAUAGUGCCAGUCCCACACGCUCCACCCCCACCACGGUGCACGAUCGCCCGUCAUUUCAUGACCAUGUGCAGCAGAUGGUCAGCCGCUUCAUGAUCCGUGGCACCCAUGGGCCCAUGCAGACAUUGCUCGACUGGCGCACAUAUGGGUUGAAGAUCCAUUACAAUAGCACGGCGCCGGGCCAUGUGGCGUGGAUGGGAGCCGAUGAGCUGUUGUACAAGGAUCUGCAUUUCACGAUGGGUGAAUUCCGUGGGUUCAUCCACAGGCUGGUUGGGGCCACACGGGAGCUGCUGUGUGAACUAUUAUGUAUUGCCGAUGGUUCCAGCAGCGCCCACACCCCAAGCACCAUGCCGCUGCCCGCCAUCCCGUGGCAGGGCUUGUAUGAUGAUCCCACCCAGGGGCACCCGGGCUGGAACUUUUUGCAUGAUCGCCGGACCCGGUGGCCCGUGGAUGGCCGGUGGUGGAUGAUCCAGCGGCUGCGCACAGAGCGCCCCGUGCAGCAGCAAUCCAUGCGCCGGGGGCGAUCCACGGCCCAUUGGUGGCACAGUAUCUGGCCCGGGUGGCCCGGUUCAAGGAGAAACUGGCUGUGGCCAUCCAUAUGA